AUGCACGAAGAGGAAGCAGCAGCGAUUUCUUCUUCUUCAUCUUCUCACUGUGGUGCUUCUUCGGGUCGAUCCGUCCUCAUCAUCACGAGCAACCACAGUCAUUCAUCAACUACCACUACCACUCAAGGAGAACUUGUCAAUAAUAAUUGCAAUACUCAUGGAGAGGAUGAUUUUAUGAGGGAGUUGAAUGAAAUGUUUCAUAACCAACAACAAUCAACACAAGAGCAUUCGGAAAUGAAAAACCUAUUGAUUCAAGAAUUGGAACCAACUAUGCGUAACAACUGUAAUAUCAAUCAACAUCAUCAUCAUGACGAUACCAUUAAUUCCGAUCCGACAAGCAGAACCAACAACAACAACAAUACUCCACAACGAAAGUCUCACCGGAAUUCCUUUGAAUGUGUUCUAUGCAGCAGCACGUUUCAUAAGAAGUCUCAAUUAAGAGCCCACAUUCUUGAAAAACACUCUGCAGUGCUUGAACAGGAGAAUCAAGAAGAACUGGAAAAAGGAGAAGAUACUUUAGCUGAUGAGAUGCAUCUUCGGGAAAUUAAUCCUGAUGUUCCUCAACAACAUCAUUCUUAUCACUUGUUGGAGGAAGAAGGCUUUACUAUUGAUUCACCUUUUUUGGAAUUAUCGGAUUUGGACGAAUUCAAUUCUAUAUUUUCAGAAUUUUCGAAUGGUGAUGAAUUAAAUCAAGAAAAAGUUGAAAAUGAAGAAAAACUAGUCCAGGAAGAGUCACCAUCUCUCUCAGAAGAACCAGUGGUCAUCUCACUCUAUAAGUGCACACAUCCAUCAUGUGGAAAGGAAUUUACAUCUAAGGGAAAACUUGACAAACAUUUAAAGAAACAUGAAGAAAAGAGACACUUGUGUGGAUUCCCAUCGUGUAGAAAAACAUUUUCAUUCAGACAUGAAUUAUUGGAACAUAUCAAACUGAAACAUUCUCCAAAACAAAGUGUUUGCAUCAUAUGUAAUAAGGAGUUUAAAGAUUUGCAAGCAUUACAAGUGCAUUUGAGAACUAUUCACAAGAACGAGAAGAAAGUAUUUCGGUGCCACCAUGAAGAUUGCAACAAGUGCUAUACUAACAAGCGAAAUUUAGACGAUCACAUCAAGACAACACAUUUGAAAACGAAACAAUUUAAAUGUGACAUUUGUCAACGAGUGUUAAAACACAAAGCUAGUUUAAGAAGACAUUACAAGAAUGUACACAAUCAGGUGUAUGUGGAUCCCGUAUCUACUCCACUCACUUCUGAAGGAGAAGUUUCAGAUACCAUCUUUACAGAUGUGACAAGUCAUUCAACGAAUGAAAAUGACACCAGUGAAUUUUCCAUUCCCCACAACACUAAAGAAACAAACAAAAAGAAGAGAAAGAAGAAAACAAUUCAACAACAAGAAGAACCCAAAAAAUCUUCCUUCUCUGGUACCAGUGCCACUGCCACCACCACAAGCUCCUUUGAAAGCAGUGAAGAAUUCUUUAACGAUGACGAGAGCCAAUCGAAUUCAAGAAAAAAGAUUAAGGUUGGAACUGUGUAUUUGGACCGAAUUAUUGGAACUGAAGCAAAUGUGUAG
This is a messenger RNA of Naegleria fowleri, 1563 nucleotides long. RefSeq lists its product as uncharacterized. Bases 1 to 1563 code for a protein of 520 amino acids. Gene Ontology annotation, molecular function: RNA polymerase II cis-regulatory region sequence-specific DNA binding; DNA-binding transcription factor activity, RNA polymerase II-specific. The record is from RefSeq and is a predicted model, not a curated record. NCBI's taxonomy places the organism in Eukaryota, Heterolobosea, Eutetramitea, Acrasida, Naegleriidae. The transcript has a single exon. Gene Ontology annotation, biological process: regulation of DNA-templated transcription.